AUGAUCCAACGAGAGAAGGCAGUGUUGGAGUUCAUGGAAGCCAACCCCACUUGGGAGGACUUCGCGCCUUGGGUGGCCGCUCUGAAUGAAUUUGAGUUCUUCAUGAUGAAGUGGUACCUCCGGAACGACUUGACGAAAACAACUCCAAGAGAAAUCGAAGACCAUGAGAACCCGCUCGCUCGGCGACUCGCUAACGUGGAGUUCGGAGAUCUGGAUCAGGAGUUCGGACAUCUCAUUGAGAGAUUCAGUCGCGAGGAGGGUCCACGGAAGUACAAGGACAAGCUAGAAAGUCAGGGCAAGGAUAUGGCCGAGGAUGAAGACAAAGUCAAGGAGAGGGAAAAGGAAAGAAAGACCAACCAGGUCACCGAGGUCAAAAAAACUGACAACCAAGACUUGGACGCGGAUUGGGAUAUCGAUAUCCAGGAAUCGGCCAAACAAGGCGCAAGAAGUAGCUCCGGUCCAAAGACAAAGAGCAGAAUCAGCAGCGAUACACGCAAGGAGAGAGGAGACUGGGACUAA
This is a messenger RNA of Cadophora gregata, 519 nucleotides long. RefSeq lists its product as uncharacterized. The transcript has 2 exons. The record is from RefSeq and is a predicted model, not a curated record. Lineage: Eukaryota; Fungi; Ascomycota; Leotiomycetes; Helotiales; Ploettnerulaceae. Bases 1 to 519 code for a protein of 172 amino acids.